Molecule: messenger RNA, 363 nt
Organism: Penicillium malachiteum
Lineage: Eukaryota; Fungi; Ascomycota; Eurotiomycetes; Eurotiales; Aspergillaceae
Exons: 2
Coding region: 1-363 (120 amino acids)
Source: RefSeq, a predicted model, not a curated record
AUGUCUCUCAAUGACUGGCUUCUUAAGACUCGUUAUCUAUUCGACAACGAACUCGACCUCAAUUGGGCAUCCUCGGCUUAUCACUUUCGGCUAGAAAGAUUCCAGAACUGGUUUAAAGACCAAGGCUAUUUAACUCAGGAAUGCGAAUCUAAUUACGAAAAGCGAUUUCUGGCUGAUUUGGAGUCGGAUCAUAAAGUUGUUCUGAGACAGGAUCCAUACUUGGGUGCGGCGCGCCUACGACACCAUUACUUGCUAGAUACGGGGCUGAUUUUGAUGUACCCGGCAACGCCGAAUGUUAUCCCCGUUCUAUCUGGGACACUCGUCUCUGGUCUGCCUUUGAUCAAGGUGGCCUCGGAAGGUUGA